This is a messenger RNA of Esox lucius (northern pike), 3423 nucleotides long. Its product is annotated as nuclear export mediator factor Nemf. The coding region runs from base 92 to 3292 and encodes 1066 amino acids. Gene Ontology annotation, molecular function: tRNA binding; ribosomal large subunit binding. The transcript has 32 exons. Lineage: Eukaryota; Metazoa; Chordata; Actinopteri; Esociformes; Esocidae. Gene Ontology annotation, biological process: ribosome-associated ubiquitin-dependent protein catabolic process; rescue of stalled cytosolic ribosome. Gene Ontology annotation, cellular component: RQC complex. The record is from RefSeq and is a predicted model, not a curated record.
UAUUGCUAAAGCCAGCGUGUUGUGUUCGGUUGUGCUACUCGCUGUGUCCUCUUCAGGUGUUUCUGAGAAAGGAUAGUCUUUCAUUGUCAUCAUGAAAACAAGAUUUAAUACCGUGGAUAUCAGGGCAGUCAUUGCCGAGAUAAAUGCCAAUUACCUUGGUAUGCGGGUCAACAACGUGUAUGACAUCGACACCAAGACCUAUCUCAUCCGUCUUCAAAAGCCUGAUACUAAAGCAGUUCUGCUAGUUGAAUCAGGACUCCGCAUUCACUCUACAGACUUUGAGUGGCCCAAAAAUGUCAUGCCUUCUGGCUUUGCCAUGAAAUGUCGGAAACAUCUAAAGUCUAGGCGGCUGACACAGGUCAAGCAACUUGGGGUGGACAGGAUUGUCGACAUCCAGUUUGGCUCAGAUGAAGCUGCUUACCACCUGAUAGUUGAACUCUACGACAGGGGUAACAUUAUCCUGGCAGACCACGAGUACACCAUUCUUAACUUGCUGCGUUUCCGGACGGCAGAAGGAGAGGAGGACGUGAAGAUAGCGGUGAGGGAGAGGUACCCUGUGGAGAAUGCCAGGCCCCCGGAACCCCUCAUCAGCCUGGAGAGACUCACCAAAGUCCUGACCGAGGCACAGAGCGGAGAACAAGUGAAAAGGGUCCUCAAUCCCCACCUUCCGUAUGGAGCCACUCUUAUUGAGCACUGUCUGAUGGAAGUGGGACUCUCUGGCUUCAUCAAGGUGGACACCCAGUUUAAUGCUGCGCGAGAUGCACCCAAAAUCCUUGAAGCCCUGAAAAUGGCAGAGGAAUAUAUGGAGAAAACGUCAAGCUUCAGUGGAAAGGGCUACAUCAUCCAAAAAUGUGAGAAGAAACCAAAUUUGGCUCCUGACAAACCUCCUGAAGAAUUGCUCACAUAUGAAGAAUUCCACCCAUUCCUUUUUGCACAACAUGCAAAGAGCCACUAUGUUGAAUUUGAUACAUUUGACAAGGCGGUGGAUGAGUUCUAUUCCAAGAUGGAGAGUCAGAGAAUUGACGUGAAGGCCCUACAGCAAGAAAAACAGGCCCUGAAGAAGCUGGACAACGUCAAGAGGGACCAUGAGCAGAGGCUGGACGCACUGCACCAACUUCAGGAGGUUGACAGGUUAAAGGGUGAGCUGGUGGAGAUGAACUUGGCCAUAGUGGACAGGGCUCUGCAGGUGGUGCGCAGUGCCCUGGCCAACCAGGUGGACUGGGCAGAGAUUGGCCUGAUCGUCAAGGAGGCCCAGGCGGCCGGAGACCCAGUGGCCUGCGCCAUCAAGGAGCUGAAGCUCCAGACCAACCACAUCACCAUGCUUCUGAAGAACCCGUACGCUGUUCUGGAGGACGGGGAGGAGGAGGAGGAGACCGUAGCCCAGGUGGUGGAGGAAAAGAAGGGGAAGAGGAACAAGAACCGAGGCCAGAAGGGCCAACCGAAGAAGGACCAGCCCAUGCUGGUUGAUGUAGACCUCAGCUUGUCCGCCUACGCCAACGCCAAAAAGUAUUACGACCACAAGCGCACUGCUGCUAAGAAAGAACAGAAAACCGUGGAGGCUGCCCAGAAGGCGUUUAAAUCUGCAGAGAAGAAGACCAAACAAACCCUGAAGGAGGUGCAAACGGUUACCACGAUUCAGAAGGCCAGGAAGGUCUACUGGUUUGAAAAGUUCCUGUGGUUCAUCAGCUCAGAAAAUUACCUAAUCAUCGCAGGCCGCGACCAGCAACAGAACGAAAUCAUCGUGAAGCGCUACUUGAGGGCCGGUGAUAUCUACGUCCAUGCUGACCUACAUGGAGCAACCAGUUGUGUCAUCAAGAACCCGUCUGGUGUGCCCGUUCCUCCGCGCACCCUGACCGAGGCCGGCACCAUGGCUGUGUGCUACAGCGCCGCCUGGGACGCCAAGGUCAUCACCAGCGCCUGGUGGGUCCACCACCACCAGGUGACCAAGACGGCCCCCACCGGAGAGUACCUGACCACCGGGAGUUUCAUGAUCCGCGGGAAGAAAAACUUUCUGCCUCCCUCUUAUUUGAUGAUGGGUUUCAGCUUUCUCUUCAAGGUGGAUGAGCAGUGUGUUUUUAGACACAGGGGUGAAAGGAAAGUGAAGACCAUUGAUGAGGACAUGGAGGGAGUGACAUCCAGCACAGCAGACCUGCUGGAGGACGGAGAGGAGCUUAUAGGAGAUGACAGUAGUAACGAGGGAGAGGGGGAAGACGGAGGAGAUGGAAAGAAAAAUGGAAAAGCGGAGGAAGAAACAGGAGGGACAGAGGAUGAAGAGGGGGCAGAAGAGGAGGCUGGAGAUACUAAAGGACUUGACACUGGAGAGGGGGAUGAAGGAGAGGGGGAUGAGGCAGAGGUGAAGAGUGAUAAGGAGAGUGCUGAGUUCAGUUUUCCAGACACCACCAUCUCCCUUUCCCAUCUGCAGUCCUCCAGGGAAAACCAAAGUGCUGGUUUCAAACCAAAGGUGUCCAUUCAGGUUACUGUAGGGGAGCAAAAAGCUGGAAAACACAUGACAGCCAAGCAACGGCGGGAGGAGAAGAAGAAGAAGGGGAAAGCUUCUGAAAUUCAGGAAGAAGAGGGGGGACAGAUAGAGGCACAUAAUGCCCCCGCAGCCAAUCAAGAGGCCAAGAGUGGAGGAGGGGGAGGAGCCUCUCAGCCUCCACUGAAGAGACAUCAAAAGAACAAGCUGAAGAAAAUCAAAGAGAAGUAUAAAGACCAGGAUGAAGAAGACCGCGAACUGAUGAUGAAAUUAUUGGGGUCUGCCGGCGCCGCUAAGGAAGAGAAACCCAAGAAAGGCAAGAAAGGAAAACUCCAAGAUGAACAUGCCAGGAAAGCCCAGCAGAAGCAAGGUCCAAGACCCCGUCCACAGGAGGUCAUCCUUAAGAGAUCAGAAGGAGACGAGGAGGCGCUGGCUGGGGAGGAGGCCUCCCCAGAACUGGACGACAAGGAAGGCGAAGACCAGGACCAAGACAACCCUGGAGCAGAGGAAGCGGAGAACCUGCUGAACUCUCUAACGGGCCAGCCACACCCAGAGGAUGUGCUCCUGUUUGCUGUGCCAGUCUGUGCCCCCUACACGGCCCUCACUAACUACAAGCACAAAGUGAAACUGACCCCGGGAACACAGAAGAAAGGAAAAGCUGCCCGAACUGCAGUGUUCAGCUUCAUGAAGGCCAGGGAUGCCUCGACCAGGGAGAAAGACCUGUUUCGCAGUGUCAAGGAUACGGAUUUAUCAAGAAACAUCCCGGGCAAAGUAAAAGUAUCAGCACCUAACCUGCUGGCAGCAAAGAAGAAAUAGACCUUUUCCCCAAAUUCAUCAUGAUCUCUUCUCACCGCGAUGUUACUGUGAUUUAAAGGGAAAAUCAGAGACUAAUGUACCAGUCCUAUUCAUUACAAGGAUUACACGGACUACAUUUAUGCCUUUAAUUG